Messenger RNA from Xenopus tropicalis (tropical clawed frog), 2561 nucleotides. It is a transcript of the gene mapk11, whose product is annotated as mitogen-activated protein kinase 11. Gene Ontology annotation, biological process: MAPK cascade. Gene Ontology annotation, molecular function: nucleotide binding; MAP kinase activity; ATP binding. Lineage: Eukaryota; Metazoa; Chordata; Amphibia; Anura; Pipidae. The record is from RefSeq and is marked provisional.
GUCCGGACAAGAUGAGCGGGCGCGUUGGAUUCUACAAGCAAGAGCUGAACAAAACGGUGUGGGAGGUGCCGGACCGGUACCAGCGCCUUACCCCUGUUGGUUCCGGUGCUUUUGGCUCUGUAUGCUCUGCAUAUGAUACCAAGACAAGACAAAAGGUGGCAGUAAAAAAGCUCUCCAGGCCAUUUCAGUCACUAGUCCAUGCAAGGCGAACGUACAGGGAACUGCGGCUGCUGAAACAUAUGAAGCAUGAGAAUGUUAUUGGCUUGCUGGAUGUUUUCACGCCGUCUACUUCAGGAGAAAAUUUUAAUGAAGUGUAUCUAGUGACAAAUCUAAUGGGAGCCGACCUCAAUAAUAUUGUAAAGUGCCAAAAGUUAACAGAUGACCAUAUCCAAUUCCUUAUAUAUCAGUUACUUAGAGGCCUCAAGUAUAUACACUCUGCUGGAAUCAUCCAUAGAGACUUGAAGCCCAGCAAUUUAGCAGUAAAUGAGGACUGUGAACUAAGGAUUCUAGAUUUUGGCUUGGCACGGCAGGCAGAUGAUGAAAUGACUGGGUAUGUUGCAACAAGGUGGUACAGAGCUCCUGAAAUCAUGUUGAAUUGGAUGCAUUAUAAUCAAACAGUUGACAUUUGGUCAGUUGGAUGCAUCAUGGCAGAGCUACUGAAAGGCAAAGCUCUCUUUCCAGGAAAUGAUUACAUUGAUCAAUUAAAAAGGAUAAUGGAAGUAGUCGGAACACCCAACUCAGAAUUUCUCCUGAAAAUAUCAUCAGAACAUGCCAGAAGAUACAUUGAAUCAUUACCUUAUAUGCCUCAGCAAGAUCUGAAGGAGGUAUUUCAUGGCGCCAACCCACUGGCGAUUGAUCUGCUUGAAAAGAUGCUCAUUUUAGACAGUGACAAGAGGAUAACUGCUACAGAAGCCCUGGCACAUCCUUAUUUUGUACAAUAUCAUGACCCAGACGAUGAGCCUGAAGCUGAACCUUAUGACGAAUCAACGGAAAAUAAAGAGCGCACUAUAGAUGAAUGGAAAGAAAUUACAUAUGAAGAAGUCAUUAGCUUUAAAUCUCAAGAUGUUAAAAUUGAUAACUUGGAGAUUGAACAGUAAGCACAAAUUACCUGGACAAUUCCGCAUCCUGGAACUUAUGGCUUAACUUGGUUCAGCUGACCAAAGACACAGUCUGCUUUGUAAUCAGUUUGUCCCCUGCCUUCAACAUGGGGAAGCCUUGUUUUAAUUUAUAUCAUUCUUUUUAUGACUGCACCUAAGUUAUAGGAUAAAUUAUUAAAGGAGCCAUUAGAACCCCUGUAGGAGAGACUUUUUACAGAUCCAGCUUCCAGCGCUGCCUGUACCCAUCACAACAUGAUAUUAAAGGCUUGUACUGGUAAUCUGUGAUAACAAUAGAGACCAUUUCGAUAAAUUACACCUCUCUGUUUUAGACCAGUCUGAGACAUCCAGCAUUCGCUUAUUCUGCUAAACAGUAAUACCAACCGCAGCAUCACUCUCCUCACUGAACAGUGCAAUUGCACAAGACACCUGGGGAUGUUAAACAAAUUUCCUGCCUAUCACCUUAUUGUGUUCUGUGCCACUUUUCUGCCACUAGUGUGUUAUGUGCUUUCCCAGGCUGUGACACUUUUGUUCCCAAGUGUCAGAAGAGGGAACCGUUUAGGCUGUCACCCACACAUUGAUUUUUGGUAAUUUAAUGACAUUUCUUUCCAUUUUGUUUUGCUUCGUUGUAUAUUAAUGAAUCAAACAUGCUAUAGUCUGUUGCAGAUGUUCCAGAAAAUCAUAAUACUGUGUGUAAUAUACAAUUAACCAUAAACCCCCACUCCACACACACAUCUUUUUACAUUGAGAUCGAUUUAUAAUAAUGACUGAGAAGCCAGGCCACAAGAUCAUAAAAUGAGACCCUAAAACAACUUAAAGGGGCAAGGUGAAGGAGAGAGAUGGGAUAACAAGGGGUGGAGUCUCAGAAAAUGAUAAAAUUGGUCCCAUUCAGCUCAGAAUGUUGUCAACUUCACUUGUCCUUGCUUUUAAAGCACCUGAUCCAUCUUGUAAAAUCACUUAAUAAGGUUGCAUUUGCAGUAAGGACAGGAUAGAAUGAAACAAUUUCUAUAUCUACAUAUUAUAAAAUAAAGUACCACAAGAUAUCAAUACCUGUAAAUACAUUCUUCACAGUGGUUCAGUAUUAGGGCGAGUUUCAUGUUUUAAAUGUUUCAUUGUCAUACCAUGAAUCCUAUUGCAUGUACAAUUACAGAAACUUGUUUCCCAGGGGUGUGCGUGUUCUUGUGCAUGUUGUCAUUAAAAAUACUAAGCCAAAAGACUGAUGAAGGGAUCUAAAUGUAAUGUAUACAAAAUAUGUGCAAAAGAUGUCUAGGUGAAAGUGUGCUCUGCAAAAUGAGAUUGUCUGCCUGCUUAUAUUUAUAGCUGGUGCCUUCAUGGGGUGAGAGAUAUGAUAAUGAGAUCAAGCUUUCCAGUUCUGUCUGUUUACAGUUUAUCUGGGUGCUGAUUUCAGCUAGGAGACGUCAGCAAAUCUUAUCUUUGUCCUGCUGCCAAUAAAAAUGAUGCUUUUAA